AGCUUCCGGCAUUCGCAUAAAGUAUAAAACCUAACUUUUUGUCUCAAAUUAAAAGCUGAAUUCGAAGAAGAAGGCAGCAGGAAUGUCAAGCAUACCAGAAGAAAUCUACCAUGACAUGCUUUUAAAGUUAUCUGUGAAAUCAUUACUCACAUCUAGGAAAACCUUUUGUCUUUGGAAUCCAGCCACCAAAGAGUACAAGGACUUACCAAAAUCACCAGAUGUACAUGAUGUGGAUGGAAUCAGCUCAAGGUAUUUUUGUUAUGAUAGCAAGAGUGACAAUUACAUUUUGAUUAUUUGGCAUGACAACGUAGUCCAAGUCUAUUCGUUAAAAUCAGAUUUGUGGAAAACCAUGGAUAUCGUGCCUUAUGUGCAUUAUACGCUAGACAAUUCUGGGGUGCUUUUUAAUGGGGAUCCUCAUUGGAUAUCCAUUAAAAAGCAAGACGACUAUCAGAAAAUUGUAGUCUCCUUGGAUAUAAGUACUGAGAGAUUCAAAGGAAUAGAACUACCAAAAGAGUGUUUGGAGGGUCUUGCUCACACGGAUGCAAUUUUAGUGGUGUUGGAAGGGUCCCUUUGUGUGCUUAAUUUUAAUGUUUGUAUUGAUGUAUGGGUACUGCAAGACGACGGAGUUGAGGAAUUUUGGACUAGACGUUUUAUUAUAAAUUAUGAGAGUGAGUAUGGUGGUCGUAUGAGGGUUGUGUCAUCUUCUACCAGUGGUGAUAUUCUAGUUGAGAUAAAUGAUGAAUUAUAUUAUUAUGGCCAUAAGUUCGGAACUGUCAGAAAACUGUAUUCCCGAAGCUUACGUUGCUGGAGAAGAGUUGAACAAUAUUUUGAAAGCUUAGUUUCACUUGGUGCUGGUUCUUAUGUGCCGGAGAAGGACCGAAUCGAGGAAUCAAUACACACCUGAAGAAAACAGGUUACUCUCUCUCGUUAUACGGAUGAAUUUGAUUUUAUUUCCAUGGCAAGUUUGUAUUGGAUUCAUGGUUUUUUUAGUAUGAUAAGUGUUGGUGAAAUUAUUAGAUGGGGUUGUGUGGUUUUUUCUUAUUUGUUUUUUUCUUGGAUCAUGAAGAGACACAGCCUUUCGCAAUUUCUUUUUCUAACAGUAUAUAUACAGAAGACCGAAAGCGAGAAUAACUAGCAAGCGUUUUAAAAAUUCUCUCUUCAAUAUGUGUUCAUCAGCAAAACGCGAAAGAGUAAGAUGUCAUCACAUACUGACAUAGAUCUACUAUCAAUGAUUUUACUUUGUCUAUCCAUUUGGUAAUACUAGAUUCCAGUUUCCAACAAUCGCUCGAAGAGAAGUGUUGGCUUCUGUAAUCUGUUAUGUUUAUGUACAAAUUAUGGUGUUUGAGGCAUAGAUUUCGAGAAUUUGAAUACAAUUUUCUUGACAAAGAUGCUACUAGUAGUGUGCCAUUCAGAACCUGUGUCUGUAAUGAAGGUAUAAAAAUAGCUCAAUCUUACAACGGACUUCUUCUGUGUAGUAGCUAGAUAUCGACAAAUAGUUCGCGGUGUGCUUAUUACAUUUACUAUUCCUGAACGGAUCAGUAUUACGGUGUUAGUUUGCUUGGUUCAGUUAGUUUGGCUUUCGAUCCAUCGAAAUCACAGAAGUGGUGGUGGAGAUUUUGGAAGGAACCUGAUGCUCCUUGGGUUAAAAUUAUAAAAGACAAAUAUGGUGUCGUUGAUCUCGGCUGGAGGACUAAACAGCCAAAGGAAAAACAUGGGGUCAGCUUGUGGAGGAAUAUUUAUUCAGACUCGGAAGAUUUCUUUAAUCUUUCCAUGUUCAAGAUUGGUAAUUGGGACAAGAUAAGAUUGUGGGAGGAUAAAUGGUUCCUUGAAGGUCCGUUGUGUUCGCUUUGUCCUACAUUGUAACAUUUGUCUUCUAAUAAGAAUUGUUCUCUAUCGGCUGCUCACAACAUAGGUGAUGAAGGUUAUGGCUGGGACUUGGGUUUGAACCACAGAAGGAGAUUAUAUGAUUCUGAAAUUGAAGAGUUGACUGUUCUCAUGCAACACUUGGAUGCAGUUAGCCUUUCUACUUGUGAGGAUGACCAACUCAUUUGGCUGGGGGAUAAAAAAGGGAUCUUUUCUGUUAAGAAAGCUUAUGAUGUUGCGAUGGUUUCUGUUAAUCCUGUCAAUUCCAAAGUCUAAAAUUUGGUCUAGAGCUUGGCCACAAAAGGUGGGAUUUUUUCUUUGGCAAGCUUGUUUGGGGAAGCUUCCAACUAUGGAUAAUUUGCAUCGGUGUAAUAUGGCUCUCGACUCUUCUAGUGUUUGUCAGCGGUGCUCUAGCAAUGUUGAGUCAGUUGACCAUCUCCUUAUUCAUUGCCAUGUUGUGUAUGAUAUUUGGUUUUACUUCUUGCGGUCUGCCGGUAGGUUGAGUGCUAUGCCGCAGUCUGUUGAGAGAGUGGUGGUCAGUUGGAAAGGUUACAACUUAAUGGAGCAAGGCAAGCAACUUUGGAGGAAACUCCAGGCAGCAAUCAUGUGGGUCGUAUGGCUUGCUAGAAAUGCUAAAUUCUUUAAUUCAAAAGACAUCAAGGUUCCAGAUAUCAUCAGGGAUAUUAAAAUUCAAGCUUUUAAUUGGGCCAAAGGUGCCUCGUGCUUCGCUGGUAUUAACACUUCUCUUGUCAUUGUUUUUAGGGUUUUUUUUUUUAUUUUUCUUUGUUUGUUGUUGGGUUUCUGUAUUUUUUUUGGGGGGUUUUGCGUGCAGUAUUUUGCACCUCCUUCUUAUUUUCUUUGGUUGGUUUUCUUGAUAAAUUCUUCUUUGCCGAUUAAAAAAGAAAGAUCCAUUGAAAUCACAUUUCUAUGAAGUCAUAAGUUUAUGGGGAAGAGAUGUGGUCAUCAAAUUGAAAUAUACUCUUCCCAAAUUUCCUCUUUGAAGAUUUAGAGAAAAAUUUUCAGAUACAGGUUCGUACGGUAUUAAGCACCGGCGUGUACUGGAAUGGUUAUUUGAACUGGAUGACCGUCGGGAUCUUUAAUAUAUUUUGAAGUUGAUCAAGAAGUAGUCAAGCAUCUUACGGUGAUGCCUUACGCGAUUGACAGAAUAAUAAAGGUCCCUUACUCUGGAUGCUUUCAAAUUUCCUAGCACCCUCUGAAUUGUCUUCCAUCUCUGAUUAAUUUAAUGCUUCAAAAAAAUAAUAAUAUCCCUCUUCUCAUUUUGGGCAUGAUCCAAUUAUACUUACAAACUUGCUUAUAAAGGGCAUACCAACAUUCCGUCUCCACGGUUGUAUAUUUCUUGUCAUGUGCGGUUUGGAGAACUAUUUUCGUCGGCAGGCGUAUCUGCGUCUCCUCCCGGCGAUGCUAACUCAAAUCAGCUAAUAUUUUCAGAACUCGCAAGUCCUAACUCAAAGUUUCAAGUGCUAAUUUAUUUAUGUUGGUCAUGGGUUCGU
Messenger RNA from Papaver somniferum (opium poppy), 3374 nucleotides. Its product is annotated as F-box/kelch-repeat protein At3g06240-like. Bases 83 to 904 code for a protein of 273 amino acids. The record is from RefSeq and is a predicted model, not a curated record. The transcript has 2 exons. Lineage: Eukaryota; Viridiplantae; Streptophyta; Magnoliopsida; Ranunculales; Papaveraceae.